Thlaspi arvense is the source of this 3894-nucleotide messenger RNA. Lineage: Eukaryota; Viridiplantae; Streptophyta; Magnoliopsida; Brassicales; Brassicaceae. The record is from the annotation of a GenBank genome assembly.
GUUUCAGUGUUCGUUUACAAAAAAAAAAAAACCCCUUUGAACAUAAAACACCAAAACCUCACCUUCUCACACACUUAUCUGCAAACACUCCUCAACAUCCACUUCCUCUCUCACCUUUAUCCCUCUCAUGGCUAACGACGACGACUCACCCGAACUCACUGAGUCGCAGGAGCAACAGGAAGACCCGAGUGAAGACCAACAAUCACCCAAUGCGGAGGAUGAAGAAAUUGGCUCCGGCUCUGACUCGGACUCAUCUUCCGAAUCCUCCGGCGCCGAUUACUACAUCUCCGAGUCCGAGAACGAAGCUGAAGGCGAUAGCGCCAUCCUCAACUACGUUCGAGCAAGCGACAUACCUCCCGAUCCCAACGCUAACCCGGAGACCAACAUCCGCCGAUUCAAUCGCGUGCUCGACGGCAAGCGCGUGAAGCGUCUGCAGGAGGAAGAAGAAAACAAGUACACGUUCUACGAGGAUCUCUUCGAUUUCCCCAGGGACCCGGAAAGGUGGAAGGAAGAGGAUCUCAGGGAGGUUUGGGCGGAUGCUCCAUUGCAGAUGACGAAACCUGGUUGGGACCCGGUUUGGGCCGACGAGGAGGAUUGGGAUGUCGUCAACGACGAGAUUCAGGAAGGUCGAGAUCCUGGGAUUCAGCCUUUCUAUGUCCCGUACAGGAAGCCGUACCCAGCGAUUCCAGAUAAUCACUAUGAUAUUGAGAACGCCAAAGGUGUUGUUGAGGAGCUUGAUAGGAUUGAGGAGUUUCUUCAAUGGGUCAGCUACAUUUUCCCUGACGGAAGCUCGUACGAAGGCACUGUCUGGGAUGACUUGGCUCAAGGCAAAGGUGUUUAUAUUGCUGAAGAUGGGCUUGUGAGGUAUGAGGGUGAAUGGCUUCAGAAUGAUAUGGAAGGUCACGGGGUUGUAGAAGUUGAUAUUCCUGACAUUGAGCCCAUGCCAGGUUCCAAGCUUGAAGCUAAGAUGCGUGCUGAAGGAAGGAUUAUCAAGAGAGAUUUUAUGAGUCCAGAAGACAGAAAGUGGUUGGAAAUGGAUGUUGAGGACAGUGUUGCACUUACUGAUGGAAAUUACGAAGUUCCUUUUUAUGAAAACCAAGAGUGGGUCAAGCAGUUUGGUGAAAAACCGGAGAAAGGUCGGUAUCGCUAUGCUGGUCAAUGGAAGCACGGUAGAAUGCAUGGCUGUGGCGUCUACGAAGUUAAUGAACGCAUCCUACAUGGUAGAUUUUACUUUGGUGAGCUAUUGGAGGAGGAGCAUGGCUGUACCGUAGAUGUUUGUGCGCUGCAUUCUGGUUUGGCGGAGGUGGCUGCAGCCAAGGCUCGAAUGUUUGUAAACAAACCCGACGGAAUGGUUAGAGAAGAGAGGGGCCCAUAUGGUGAUCCUCAGCAUGCUUAUUUUUAUGAAGAAGAUGAUGUGUGGAUGGCGCCGGGUUUCAUUAACCAAUUUUACGAAGUACCGGAGUAUUGGGAAACCUACGUAGACGAGGUGGAUCAAGAAAGGGAAAUGUGGUUGAACUCUUUUUACAAAGCCCCUCUGAGGUUACCGAUGCCCGCUGAGCUCGAACAUUGGUGGGAAAAUGUGGAGGUGACACCGGAGUUCGUCUUACUGAACAAAGAACCCGAACCUGAUCCACAAGAUCCUUCGAAACUUGUCCAGAAAGAGGACCCUGUUAUUUUACAUACACCAACAGGUCGGAUUAUCAACUAUGUAGAGGAUGAAAAGCACGGCGUUCGACUAUUUUGGCAGCCUCCUCUGGAGGAAGGAGAAGAUGUGGAUCCUUCAAAAGUCGAGUUUUUGCCACUUGGGUUCGAUGAGUUCUAUGGGAAAGAAGUGGCGGUGAAAAAGGAACACCCGGUGAAAAGAUUCGUACUUGGAAUAGAGAAAGCGGUGAAGCCGAUGCUUGAUGGAUUAGAGAAAUGGACAGAGGAGAAAAGGAGAGCAAACGAGGAGAGAAAGGAGAUAUUACAGAAGGAGCUUGAGCUAGUAGAGGCUGAGAUUUGCUUAGAGGAAGCUAUAGAGGAUAUGGAUGAGGAACUGAAGAGGAAAGAACAAGAAGAGGAAAAGAAAACUGAAAUGGGUUUGACUGAAGAGGAUGAAGAUGUUUUUGUCCCGGUUCAUAAAGAAGAGAAAGUUGUCACUGCCAAAGAGAAGAUACAAGAGAAGAAGAAACAGGAAGAGGAAUCCAAAGAUGAUGAUGACGGUGAUGAUGAUGAUGAAGGCAGAGAUGAGGAUGACGAUGAUGAUGAUGACGAUGAUGAUCUUGGACCAUCGAGUUUUGGAUCCGUGGACAAACGAAGUAGGAAUUCUCCUUUUUCGUCAUCCUCAUUGUCUUUUGCUUCGUGUACCCUCUUUCCCGCAGUACAAUCAAGACUAGAGAGAUCGUUUCUAGCAUGGAAGCAACACCGAGCAGAGACCUCAAAACCGAACACAGGAAUCAUCACAGGUGCAGUUAACGCAUCAGCUUCAGUCCAUUAUCCUCCAUUGUCGAGUAACAAAGCCAUAUUGAAGAUGGGAAAAGUAUCAAACCCGGGUUGUGUUCAGAGAAGCUAUAGAAGCGCAAGAUCUCAGUCUCAGUUAGUGUCUCUAUCGCGUCUACUAUCUUGCAAUGCGUCAUCAUGUUCUUCUCCUGAUAUCAGCUCCGGUGAAGACCUCAGAAAACAAGAUCAAUGUGGGCUCUGGAGUACACCGGUUGGGGAAAUGGGUGCGGUUUUGUCGCUUCAGGUUCAGACAAAGUGUUCUAGAGCUGAAGUUAUGGUUGGGACGCCUCUUAAAGUUCAGCCUGAUGAAGAAUGCCUUGUCCACAUUUCUCAGGCAUCGCUUGAUAAAGGGAAAAAGGGAGAAUCUGUGCUCUUGUAUGUGAAGGUUGAUGGGAUUAAGCUUGUUAUUGGAACUCUUUCAGAAGGAAACAUUCCUCAGAUUAGCUUUGAUCUCGUCUUUGAGAAAGAGUUUGAGCUUUCCCACAGCUCCACUGUAGGAAAGGAGGAGGAAGAGGUGAUUCCUGCAGCUGUCGCUGCUAAUGGAAACUCUAGACCUGCUGUUGUGAAGGCUGAGUCAAAACCAAAGGCCAAGCCUGCAGAAGUCAAGCCUGUGGAGGUGAAGCCUGAAUCAGACGAGUCAGACGACGAUUCAGACUCGGAAGAUGACUCUGGAAAUGAUGAAUCCGACUCUGAGAAAGCGAUGGAUGUUGACUCAGACGAUUCAGAUGAAGAGGAUUCAUCAGAAGAAGAAGAAGAGGAGACCCCUAAGCAGCCUGAGCCGAGCAACAAGAAGAGGGUGAAUGAGUCUGGAUCCAAAGCACCUGUCUCAGCAAAGAAAGCAAAAGCAGCGGCACCAGCAGCAGUUACUCCUCAGAAGACGGAAGAGAAGAAGAAAGGAGGGCACUCAGCUACACCACACCCAGCUAAAAAGGGUGGUAAGGGUCCUUUCAACGCUAACCAGAGCCCCAAGUCUGGUGGAGGACAAUCAUCCGGUGGUUCUAACAAGAAGCAAUUCAACUCUGGCAAGCCGCAUGGUGGUUCUAACAGCAACAAGGGCAAAGGAAAGGGCAAGGGCAGAGCCUAAGUGAGGUCGAGCAAUGGUGUGGAAGGUUUUUGUUUUUUAAAGUAGAUGAUAAUUCAAAGGUGCUUUGGGAGCUAAGAGGAGAGAGAGACCGCUUUUAUUUUUAUUUUUCUUUAUCUUAAGACUUUAUCAAAAAGGUCUAUUUUGAGUAGUUGCAAUUUGAACUCUUUAUGUAAUCAAAAUUGCUUAAACGUUUGGAUUGCAAUCAUGAAAUUAGUAUCCUAUAUCAGUUUACUGUUUAACCGAAAAGCUCUCAAUUCUCAGUGUAUAAAACACAAAAACUCGGAUUUGAUUUUGGUACUAAUGGUGUUAAAGAACAUAAACAUUAUUUUGAA